This is a messenger RNA of Drepanopeziza brunnea f. sp. 'multigermtubi' MB_m1, 2205 nucleotides long. RefSeq lists its product as uncharacterized. Gene Ontology annotation, cellular component: RQC complex. Lineage: Eukaryota; Fungi; Ascomycota; Leotiomycetes; Helotiales; Drepanopezizaceae. The record is from RefSeq and is a predicted model, not a curated record. Gene Ontology annotation, biological process: ribosome-associated ubiquitin-dependent protein catabolic process; rescue of stalled cytosolic ribosome.
AUGUCCAGCAGACAGUUGCGGAAGCUACAGCAGCAACGGGAACUGGAGCAAGCGCAACUACAUCCCCAGGCAGAGGAGCAAUCUGAGGACGAGCCAGUGGCACCCGUGAAGACGAAACCUGGAUUUUCGUUUGCAGAUCUCGCAGACCUUGAAAACGAGGAGGAAGAGGAGGAGGAAGAAGCGGGCCAGGACAGUGUCACGGAGGAACCAACUGCGACAGCCAACCCCCCUUCGUCGAAGAAGCCCAAGAAGGCAAAGAAAAAGAAGAAGGCAAAGAAGGCAAAGGGGUUCGAUGCGGAGAAGGAUGAGCCUAGGGAUGGGAAUGGGAAGGGGAAUUGGGCCGGCGGGACAGACGAUAUCGAUGCUGCGUUGCGCGAGUUGGCGCUCAAGAGCCCACCCGGGCACGUCGACACGAGAUUGACGGUUGACCCGGAGUACGAAAGGGUGUGUUCGCUGCUAGGGAUCAACUCGCAGCACCUGAAGGUUGCGAAUGAGAUGAGGAAUCUGUUCGGCAAGGCUGCCGUCGAAGUGAUGGACGAGCCCGGUGGUCCUGCUGGACGAGGAGGGAGAAGGUCGAGACAGCGGGCCCAGAACCAGCAGGUCGAUCUGGAGACGGCCUUGAAAGGCCAUCACCUGCCAGGCAAGGGCCUUUCGGAGCUGACCUUACGACGAAACAUCUUCAUUCAGGGGAAGGAUGACUGGCCAAGAGCGACUACUGGAGGCCUGACAAUGGCUGUGGUAGAUGAUACGACAGAUGAUGGAACGGUCGAGUUUCGCUACGUCCAUGAUCAGGCCUAUCAGAGUCUACAGCAGACCUUCUUUGGUUUUGUAGAAAUGGGGGAUCCCCAGAACCUGAUUGCGCUUCUGACGAGGAAUCCUUACCACAUCUCCCUGCUCAUACAAGUAAGUAAAAUUGCCAAGGACCAGACAGACCACGCGUUAUCAGCAGACCUCCUCGAACGCGCUCUUUUCUCCUUCGGACGAGCAUCGACAUCUCUGUUCAGCACCAAGCUAUCCCAAGGAAAGGCUCGACUUGAUUUCGCUCGACCCGAGAACAGGGAACUGUGGUUGGCGGCAUAUCAAUAUAUCAAGUCACUGCUCAUGAAGGGAACUUAUCGGACAGCACUGGAAUGGGCAAAGCUGAUCCUCAGUCUGGAUCCAGAAGAAGAUCCAUAUUGCAUGCGGCUGCUCAUCCAUCAACUCUCCCUCAAAGCUCAGGAGUUCAAGUGGCUGCUAGACGUCUCCCAGAGUGAGAUGUCCGAGAUUUGGGCACCAUCAUACCUGGGGAAAUGUCUUGCGGCAUCGCACACCACACCUUCUGUCGCAUUUGCGGCCCUACAACUAAAGGAGGGCACACAAUGCCGAAAGCUGCUUGCCGACUCGAUGCAGAAGCUUCCCUGGCUGUUCACUCACCUCUUUAAAGAGCUCGGCCUUGAUGCACCACCCAGCAUAUGGGGCGCCAUCCCACGAACCGAGGCGGAAUCCCUCUUUACGGAAAUGUAUGUCCUCCAAACGAAAGACCUGUGGAACACGCCGGAAGCUACGGCCCUGCUUGUGGAAAUAGCCUACACGAUCUCAAAAUUGGACGUGGAUUCAAUCCCGAAGCUUGAUGAUUCCCACAUGACGUUGGAUGUCGUGCGCUUCGUCUACUUAGACAACACCCCUGCCCUCAUGGCUCUUGCACCAAGUCACUUACUCCAUAGAAGCAACAAUUCCGACUCUGACCCGUUGCCACCAGAUAUCAACGUGUAUUCAUAUGAGCAUCAACGGGCCGCAAUCGAAGGCCGAGACCGAGGCGCGCCAGGAGACGCUUUUGGCAAUUUCCUUAACCCGUUUGCAGCCAUGCGGGGACUGCUGCCCGUUCUGCGGCCCGGCGCGGACGAUGACGAUGACGAAGUUCUGAGGGACCCUGAGGUUGUGGAAUUUCUACGGAGAGAAAUGGAGGAGUAUGAAGCCGGGCAUCCUGGGCACGAUGCCGAUGACGACAGUGGAAAUAAUGAUGAGCCUCAGGACGGGAUCCGGGGUAGUUACAACCAGCCUCCUGUCAGUAUGGCGAGGAGACUCUUGAACAUGCUCUGGGGAGCUAGAAUGCCGGUCGGAGAAGAGGACGGCGAGAGUGAAAAUACAAAUACGGAUAAUGAAAUGGCGGAGCUGCCCGGGCAGGAGAGCAGCGAGGACGAGAUGCCGGGGUCGGUAGACACGUAG